CUCAGAUCCCAGCAGGACUUCACUGUUGUUCUUCUUCUGUGGGACGCUGCCGGACCCUCGCUAACUUCUCAGGAUGUUGAGCUGGGUGGCUAAAGUCGUUCCGCAGCCGCCGGAGCCUCCGCCAAAAAAUGUUGAAGAGCAGAAACUGGGGAAACCAGUGGCCACGCCCCCUGCGGAGAAGAAAGUGACAUUUCUAGAUGAGAGCAAACAGCAGGCUCAAAAAGAAGGCAAACCCAAACAGGAAGUAAAGGCGGUGGAGAGCGGCCCGGAGCCUGUCGCUCAGUCCGGGGUGUUUACGUGGUUCAACGCCACUUUGCCCAAACCUGCUCUCCCACCAAACCUGAGCCGGGCCAACUCCGUCGAGAAGGAGGAAAACACAACAACCAGGAAAGGGAUGAUGGCCUGGAUCUCUGAGGGUUUGGAGAAAGUCGUUCCUCAGCCCGACCUGAAGAAGGAAACCCCAGCAGAACCUGAGCAGCUCACCGAGUUAUCAGCUGUUACUGCAGUGUUGGUGGCAGCACCUGAAAAACCUGCAGAGCCUCAGAUCAAUGUGGAGGAGCGAGAGGAACACACUGACAAGAGACUCCUCCCCCCCAGGAUGUUAGACUGGAUCAAAAAAGGUUUAGAGAAAGUCGUCCCUCAGCCGAAGACAGAAAUCAUGGAGAGGCCUGAAGCUCCUGCUGAAGCAAAAGCACCAGAACCGGCUCCAGCCACAAAAGCAGCUCCUGAAACUGAGAA
This is a messenger RNA of Notothenia coriiceps (black rockcod), 738 nucleotides long. Its product is annotated as cyclic nucleotide-gated cation channel beta-1-like. The transcript has 10 exons. The record is from RefSeq and is a predicted model, not a curated record. NCBI's taxonomy places the organism in Eukaryota, Metazoa, Chordata, Actinopteri, Perciformes, Nototheniidae. The annotation marks the transcript as partial.